UCAUCGGAUCGCAUCUUUCGGCUCUUUAGCCAUAGCCACAGCCUGCACCUGACUGAGCCUGCACGGUGACGGAGGGCACAGAGAGAGACUAGAGACAGAUCCCAUCCCAUCCCAUUCCAUUGUGCUCCGGCAUAACCAGAAGCACAUUGACCACUCUCGUCCCGAGUCGAGCUUGCUUACACGCGCACACACGUAGAGAAAGAGAGAGAGACACAGACGGACGGACAGAGAGAUGGCGGUGAUGGAGAGGCUGAAGAUGUUCGUCGUGCAGGAACCAGUGGUCGCGGCUUCUUGCCUCAUCGCUGGCGUUGGUCUCUUCCUGCCUGCUGUUGUCCGGCCCAUACUAGAUUCCAUGGAAACUUCCAAGCAGGUCCCUCAGCCUGCUUUAAACGAUGUAGUUGCUGGUAUGACUGGUAAGAAGAAAGCUUGAUAUAGCUGGUUGAUGCUGAGUUACAGCGUCUCUCUUGAAUGAUCUGUGCCAAUGAAAUAAGGUGUUUCUUUUCUUUUCCCUUUAUUUGGGAGAUCUAAGGAGCAUGCCUUGUUGGAUAUCUCUUUUGUUUAAUGUAAGGAUACUAUUGAUCCUUUGUUCAUCUGAGAAUUCUUUGCAUGAAUGAUUUACGGGUGCAACUUUUUUAUGAUGAAGGAAUACUUUACCUCAUAUGGUGAUUUCAAUAAGCAUUGAUUGUUUCAAUGCUUCUUGCUACUGCUGUUUCAUGUAAACAGAAUCCUACCUGUAUGGAAUGAAGUUUUUGAGCCCCGCUUAUAAUAA
Molecule: messenger RNA, 769 nt
Organism: Punica granatum (pomegranate)
Lineage: Eukaryota; Viridiplantae; Streptophyta; Magnoliopsida; Myrtales; Lythraceae
Source: RefSeq, a predicted model, not a curated record